AUGAAGAUUGAGCAUGUAUUUUCCUGCAAUGACUACAAUGAAGAGCAGAAAGUCAAGCUAACAACAGCUGAAUUCUCCGACUAUGCUCUUGUUUGGUGGCAUAAAUACCAGAGAGAAAUGCUGAGAGAGGAACGACGGGAGGUAGAUACAUGGACUGAGAUGAAAAGGGUGAUGAGAAAAAGGGCACUCUGGGUCGAACAACAAAUUAAAAGAAAAAGUGCAACAAGGAGGAACUCACCCAAUACUUACAACCAGAACAGGGCCAACAGAUCCAAGAAGGAGGGAGGUAAUUCGUUCCGCCCUGCAGCCACAUCCCCGCAUGGAAAGUCAGCAAUGCCCAGUGUAGGUGGAAGCAAACAUAACACCUCCACUUCCUCAUCCAAUACUGGAACCAGAAACAUAAAAUGCUUCAAGUGCUUAGGCAGAGGACGGAGGACCAUGAUCAUAAAGGCUGAUGGAGAAAUCACUAGUGAGUCUGAGAUCAGUGAAGAAGAAGUGGAAGAGGAAGAGUAUGAGGAGGAAGCUAUGCAGGGUGAUAUGCUGAUGGUGAGAAGGCUGUUGGGAAAUCAGAUGCAGCCACUGGAUGACAAUCGAAGAGAAAAUAUUUUCCACACCAGGUGCAUAAUUAAUGGUAAGUUGUGCUCUUUAAUUGUUGAUGGAGGAAGCUGUACCAAUGUUGCAAGUUCCAGAUUAGUGUCCAAGCUGAAUUUGGAAACUAAGCCCCAUCCUAGACCAUACAAACUUCAGUGGCUUAGUGAAGAUGAAGAGGUAAAAGUGACUCAACAGGUGGAGGAUUUUGAUGAUGUGUUUCCAAGAAGUGUACCGGAUGGUUUGCCACCAUUGAGGGGAAUUGAGCAUCACAUUGAUCUCAUUCCAGGAGCAUCCUUGCCCAAUCGGCCAGCUUAUAGGAGCAACCCACAAGAAACUAAGGAGAUCGAAAGAGCCAUAAACAAUAUCACCAUCAAGUAUAGGCAUCCAAUCCCCAGGUUAGAUGAUCUUCUUGAUGAACUUGCUGAGGGAGUACGGGUGGAUGUGGAAAAGGUUAAGGCCAUCCAAGAAUGGCCAACACCUAAGAUCGUGAGUGAGGUGAGGGGAUUUCAUGGUUUAGCAAGUUUCCAUAGGAGAUUUGUUAAGGAUUUUAGUACAUUGGCUGCACCUCUAACUGAAGUUGUUAAGAAGAAUGUGGGUUUCAAAUGGGGUAAGAAACAAGAAAAGGCCUUUGCUGCCCUCAAACAUAGAGCUUUACAAACUUCGCAGCAUUACCUAUUACCCAAAGAGUUUGUCAUCCAUAGUGAUCACGAGUCCUUAAAAUACUUAAAAGGCCAAGGAAAGCUUAAUAAGAGGUAUGCUAAGUGGGUAGAGUUUUUAGAGCAAUUUCCAUAUGUCAUCAAACAUAAAAAGGGGAAAGGGAAUGUAGUGGCUGAUGCACUGUCUAGGAGACAUGCUUUACUUGCUAUGCUUGAAACUAAACUAUUUGGUCUCGAGUCUUUGGAAGACAUGUAUGUGCAUGACGUGGACUUUGCUGAAAUUUUUGCUGCAUGUGAAAAGUUUUCUGAAAAUGGUUACUAUAGGCAUAAUGGAUUCUUGUUUAAAGCAAAUAAAUUGUGUGCGCCUAAGUGUUCCAUUAGAGAGUUGAUUGUGAGUGAAUCCCAUGAGGGGGGUCGAUGGGACACUUUGGGAUUCAAAAGACCCUGGAAAUUUUGCAAGAGCAUUUCUUUUGGCCUCAUAUGA
Molecule: messenger RNA, 1731 nt
Organism: Glycine soja
Lineage: Eukaryota; Viridiplantae; Streptophyta; Magnoliopsida; Fabales; Fabaceae
Exons: 6
Coding region: 1-1731 (576 amino acids)
Source: RefSeq, a predicted model, not a curated record